Molecule: messenger RNA, 289 nt
Organism: Staurois parvus
Lineage: Eukaryota; Metazoa; Chordata; Amphibia; Anura; Ranidae
Source: the annotation of a GenBank genome assembly
UCAUGCUGCUGCCAGGUCCAGAGUGUGUCAUGGGUCCCUGUACGGCCUCCCAUUGCUGCUGUCUCCAUCGCCACACUCUGCCAUGUGCCACUUUCAGGUCUCCUCACACUGCUGGUGGGUUCCAUUUUGUCAUAGGGUGCUGGCAGAUUACGGGCCUCCCAUUGCUGCUGCCAGGCCCGUAAUCUGUCAUGGGCCCCUGUACCGCCUCCUCAUGCUGCUGCCAGGUCCAGAGUGUGUCAUGGGUCCCUGUACGGCCUCCCAUUGCUGCUGUCUCCAUCGCCACACUCUG